CACGAGAAGUUUCUUCAGAGUUUGCUGCUGCUGCAAAUGCAGAAUGUGAUUCAGGGCAGUUACCAGACAAGCAAAAUUCAUCCUGUAGUAAUGUCCACAAAUGUGGAGUUUGUGGGAAGGCGUUUUCCCGAAAGUCAGACUUUACGGUUCACCAACGUAUACAUACAGGUGAAAGGCCAUACAAGUGUUCAUAUUGCGCCAAGGGUUUCUGCCAGGCUUCCAUGGUCCGUAGACAUGAGAGGACACAUACAGGGGAAAAACCGUAUCAAUGUACAGACUGUAACAAGUCCUUUUCUCGUUCAACAUCUCUCUUGAUCCACAGGAGUAAGCAUACAGGAGAAAAGUCAUACCAGUGUAAUUGUGGAAGAACAUUUAGCAGUAGAGUACUUCUUCAAAGGCAUCGCCAUACCCAUAUGUUUGACCCACACCAUUGCAAGAUUUGUGGGGAAGUAUUCAAGAACCAGUUGGAUCUUCGGGUGCAUAGAAGCAGCCAGCAUCCUGAAAAGUACUACAAUUGCUCCCAGUGUGGAAAAUGUUUUACUCGCCUGCACUUACUUAAAAACCACCUAAAGAGACAUGUAGAGGAUCAUGCUAAGAAAAACACAAGGACAGCCAAGAAAACAUCUAGUGACCUACCAGAAAAACCUCACAAAAAAUUAGAUGCUAAACAACCCAAACUCGCAGACAUAAAAGUUACUAUGAAGAACCCUAUGACUCCUGUAAGAACUGAAACAUGUCCCUCGGUCUGUGCAGAAUGUGGUAAGACGUUCACCAACCCUACUGCAUUGCACAAACACCAGCUAAUCCAUAAGCAAGGAUCUCUCAUAUGUGCAGAGUGUGGGAAGACUUUUGUUCGAAAGUCUGACUUGACAGUACAUUUACGGAUACAUUCGGAGGAAAGACCAUACAAGUGCUCAUACUGUGAAAAGGGAUUUUGUCAGACAUCUAUGUUAAGACGUCAUGAAAGAACACACACAGGGGAAAAGCCAUAUCAGUGUUCAGACUGUGAUAAAUCUUUCUCUCGUGCUACGUCCUUGCUUAUUCACAGGAGCUCCCACAUCAAAGACAAGCCAUUUAGGUGCAAAUCUUGUGACUCAACUUUCUCCAACACCACUCAGCUACGCCAGCAUACCAAGACACACAGAUUUUCUUCACUCCCCCAGCGUGAUAGGUGCAACAAAUCCAGAGAUGAGAUGUAUGUCUGCAACAUGCAUUGCUCUGUUCAAACCAGCGAAGACCCCUUCCUUUGCUCUGACUGUGGGAGAACUUUCAGCAGUGACUCAGGUCUCCAGAGACACUUGCUUACCCAUGUACAGCAGCCGUUUCCUUGUAAGGUCUGCGAUGAAGUCUUCAAUAGCCGCUUUGAUUUUCGGAUACACCAACGCAGUCAUCCACCAGAUAGACCAUUCAUUUGCGCCCAGUGUGGUAAAUGCUUUCCCCGUCUUAAUCUUCUUCGCAUCCACCAGAAUACUCACACAGGUAACCGACCCUAUGAAUGUUCACUUUGCAAAAAGACAUUCUCAGACCCAUCCACUUUGAGACAGCACCACCAGAGACAUCGAGGAGUGAAGUUCUCCCCAUGUAAAGAGAAACAUAGUGAAACACUACAGGAAAAUGUUAAGCCUCCUGUGCUCAUUGAAGAAUGUCACUCAAUAUGUCCUGAGUGUGGAAAAGCAUUCAACAGCCCUACUGCUCUUCAGAAACACCAGCAAUCUCAUGAGAAAGAGUCACUUCUCUGUGCAGAGUGUGGCAAAAACUUUGCUAGAAAGUCAGAUUUAACAGUGCACUUGAGAAUACAUACAGGUGAGAGGCCUUAUAAGUGCUCAUAUUGUGGGAAAGGGUUCUGUCAGGCCUCCAUGGCACGCCGGCAUGAAAGGACCCACACAGGCGAGAAACCUUACCAGUGCUCAGACUGUGACAAAUGCUUCUCGCGCUCCUCUUCCCUUCUAAUCCACAGGAGCAAACACAUAGACCUUCUCCAACCCAAGCCAGCUGCACAUGCACCUUAA
Molecule: messenger RNA, 2009 nt
Organism: Pelobates fuscus (common spadefoot toad)
Lineage: Eukaryota; Metazoa; Chordata; Amphibia; Anura; Pelobatidae
Product: zinc finger protein 14-like
Exons: 1
Coding region: 222-2009 (595 amino acids)
Biological process (GO): regulation of transcription by RNA polymerase II
Cellular component (GO): nucleus
Molecular function (GO): RNA polymerase II cis-regulatory region sequence-specific DNA binding; DNA-binding transcription activator activity, RNA polymerase II-specific
Source: RefSeq, a predicted model, not a curated record